This is a messenger RNA of Oppiella nova, 5922 nucleotides long. The record is from the annotation of a GenBank genome assembly. NCBI's taxonomy places the organism in Eukaryota, Metazoa, Arthropoda, Arachnida, Sarcoptiformes, Oppiidae.
AUGGCCUCAAAGUGGACACCAAUACAGGAUAAAGACAAAUACGGCAUCGUUGUGUCAAACCUAAGGCAAGAUGUAAUGCUUCCGCAUAGACUUCAUCUGUCGAUCGGCGACGCGGUUCGUGUCAUAGAAGAACUCAAUCAAUGGUAUUAUGGGUAUUGUCUUAAUAACCGGAACCGUUUGGGAAUAUUUCCCAAGUCUUACAUCUAUCACAAGGACGCCGUUAUCGACAAAACCGGUGCUCACGAAGUGGUCAUUCCUCGGGAACAGCUUAUAAUACAGGAGAUAACAUCAGUAAUUAGGGAAUGGGGUGUCAUUUGGAAGAAACUAUAUAUCACAUCAAACCCAGAUUUGAAGACAAUUCGUGAAAUGAUGUAUGAGUUGAUCACAUGGAGGAAACAGAUAAUGUCGGGAACACUGCCCGCGGACGAGAUGAAGGAAUUGAAGCAAAAAGUGACCGCAAAGAUAGAUCAGGGAAAUGCCAUUUUAGGCCUGGAUUUAGUGGUUCGCGACGACUCCGGAAAUAUUCUCAACCCCGAGAUAACCAGUACUAUAGACAUCUAUAGGGCUCACGAGGCGGCCACCGAUCGCAUCAAACAAUUGGCGUUAAAUAUUGAAUAUAAGAACAAGAGGUCGUCGACUCGUUAUAAUCACAAUCUUUACGUUACGGUUAAGAACUUUGUCUGUCGUAUCGGCGAAGACGCGGAUCUUCUCAUGACUUUAUAUGACGGCAAAGAAUGCGCUUUUAUUAGCGAAAACUAUUUGGUUAAAUGGGGUAAAGAGGGACUCAUGCGAGACUUGGAUCAACUCAACAAUCUUCGAGUAGUGUUUGCGGAUCUUGGAAGCAAAGACUUGGUCCGAGAAAAGGUUUAUUUGGUUUGUCAGACAAUACGAAUCGGAGGAAUGGAAUUGAAAGAGGAGACGAGAAAUGUGAGGAAAAGCCAUCACCAGAAUGUGAAGAGAUCUUCGGACGGCUUGAGACGUCCCUUUGGUGUGGCAGUGAUGGACAUAACGGACUUCUUUAACGGCAAGAUUGAAACCGAUGAAGAGAAACAACAUUUCAUACCAUUCGCACAGUGCGGGGAAAGGGAUUCAUUGGAUUCAGUGAUUCGCAAAAUCAUAUCUGCGCGAGAGAUCAGCCAAAAGGAGUGCAAAGGUCAGGGACUGUUUGUAUCCAUCAAAAUACUUCACGGCGACCAGAAGCAGAUCCGUGAAGAAUACGCACAUUUGGUCUCUCCGUUCACAUCAGUGGCGCGUAAAAUGGGCUUUCCGGAAGUCAUACUUCCCGGAGAUAUUAGAAACGAUUUAUAUCUGACACUAGUUUGCGGUGAAUUCAGUAAAGGGAGCAAAAAGUCUGAACGUAAUGUUGAAGUGACUGUCAAAGUAUGCAAUGAAAAGUCACAUACACUGCAGAAUUGUUUGAGUUUUGGCGCCGGGUCUGAACCGAUGAGUGAAUAUAGGAGUGUUGUCUACUAUCACGAAGAAAGACCCAAAUGGAUGGAAACUCUUAAGAUAUCGAUUCCCAUUGAAGAGUUCUAUGGCGGACACUUGAAGUUCACAUUUAGACACCGAUCCUCUAAUGAUAAUAAGGAUAAGUCAGAGAAACCGUUUGCCAUGUCUUUCAUUCGGCUUAUGAAUGAAAACGGGACGACAUUGUCUGACCAGAAUCACGAUCUCUUGGUGUACAAAGUAGACCAUAAACGCUAUGAUGAGACAGAAGUGGCGUAUUUUAAGCUCCCGUCCACUCGUGAGGAGUUGGAACAGAGAGUCAAUGAUUCCAAUUAUAACAUCAAUCAAAUUGGUGUCAAACAGUUGGCGAAUAUGUUUCAGACAAAUGGCAUCCAAAUCAGUCCUAAAGACUCGUUCACUGUAUCGACAGUCGUUUGUUCGACAAAAUUGACACAAAAUAUCGAUUUAUUGGGUCUUUUGAAAUGGAAGUUAAAUCCGGAACAUCUUAAGCAAAAUCUAUUGGCACUCAUGAAAGUGGACGGCGAAGAGGUGGUUAAGUUUCUUCAGGACACACUCGACGCUCUCUUUGACAUUCUCAUGCAAAACACCGAUUCAGACAUUUAUGAUAAUCUAGUAUUCGAAGCCUUAAUCUUCAUCAUUGGUCUCAUAUCUGACCGAAAGUAUCAACACUUCCGACCUGUUCUUGACGUAUAUAUUGAGCAGAACUUUAGCGCAACGCUUGUCUACAAUAAACUGAUUGUUGUCCUCAAGAGUUAUAUUGAAAACUUAAACUCAAAGCCCGAAAGUCAAGAGGUUUUGCUGAGAGCCAUGAAAUCAUUGGAAUAUAUCUUCAAAUUCAUUGUGAGAUCACGAGUUCUUUUUGCUGCACUCAAUGGUGGUAAAGGAAAGGGUCAGUUCGAAGAAUCACUCAAAGAACUGUUGCAAUCGAUCACAUCCAUGAUGUUGUCCACAUCGGAGAAGACCCUCUUAGUCCAGGGCGCGUGCCUUAAGUACUUCCCGUUCGCAUUGACAGACAUUCUCUGUGUAUUCAAUGAGAAAGAGUUGUGUUAUAUCCUAACGGAUCUGAUAAAUCACGUUCCGGUGGACAGACUCACGAAACAGAAGAUGAUGUGCGUUAACGACAUAAUCCAAUGCGAACUAUUCAUCAAAUACCACGAAUGCCGCUCAAUACUUCUUCCGGUUAUCAACGAUCACUUGAGAGUACUUCUCGAGAGGAAAGAGGAGUUCGAGCUCUGCAUUCGGAUACUGAGCGAUAUGCUGGUCGUGCUGUCCAACGGGCGAGACAUCGGACCCACAAAGAACGACAUCUCUGACAUAAUGCUAUCGGUUUUGCGUACAGUUAUCCAGUCAUUCAUAGACACUGAUCGCGACAAUCCAUUGAUUGGCAACUUAGUAGCCAUUCUGAUCGGAAUCCUACGACAAAUGACUCCUUUUCAUUACAACCAAUACAUCCAACAUUUUCCCACACGAACUGAUUUACUCGACUUUCUUAUGGAAAUUCUGACCGUUUUUAGAGAUUUGGUUAAAAUUGUAUUUCCCAGGGAUUGGAAUGAAAUGAUUUUAUUGCAAAACAGUGUCCUACUGAACGCAUUACGACAUUUGGCUCAUUGUAUUCGUGACCAUUUCCUACACCCAUUUGAGGUGCAAUUGUGGAACAACUUCUUUCACUGUUCCAUAGCCUUCUUGACUCAAGAGUUCCUACAAUUGGAGAACUUCUCGCAAAACAAACGCAACAAAAUGGUCGCGCGUUAUAAAGACAUGCGAAGAGAAAUGGCGUUUGAGAUCAGGUCGAUGUGGUUUAAUUUGGGUCAAUACAAGAUCCAAUUCGUGCCAUCAAUGGUCGGCCCCUUCCUGGAGAUGACUCUAAUCCCGGAGAUAGAGCUGAGGAAAGCGACGAUUCCUAUCUUCUUCGAUAUGAUGCAAUGCGAGUUCUAUUCGCCCAAAUCCGGUGCCUAUACUCUACACGUGUCCUCAUAUCACAACUCCGACAGUCCGUCCCAUCAGCGCAACACUGAAUGCAAAGCCAACUUCAAGAGCUUUGAGAACGAAAUGAUCACUCAAUUGGACGCUUUGAUUGAAGGCGGCAGAGGAGAUGAGCAGUUCAAAGACCUGUUCCUCGAGAUCGUGGGCACCAAUUGUGAACAUCACUCAGCGAUGAGAGAAAGCGGACUAUUCUUCGUGCGAACUGUCGUCCGAUUAAUGAGACGUCUAUUGGAGUAUCGAUUGGUUGUGAACGAAGAGAACAAAGAGAGUCUAAUGAGUUGUACCGUAAAUCUGCUCGAGUUUUACAAUGAGAUCGAACGCAAAGAGAUGUACAUUAGAUAUCUGUACAAACUCUGUGAUCUGCACCUGGAGUGCGAUAACUACAUCGAAGCCGCCUAUACUCUGGCACUUCACGCAAAACUCCUGAAAUGGACGGACGAGCCAUUGCCGCAAUUGUUGAGAAAUGAAAAAUAUCCCGAAUGUGAGACUCAUAGGGAACUGAAAGAGUUGUUGUACAACGAGAUCAUCGAUUACUUCGAUAAGGGAAAGCUAUGGGAGACUGGGAUCAGCUAUUGCAAGGAAAUCAUAUUCCAAUACGAGUCCGAGAUCUUUGAUUACAUGCAUUUGAGUUCACUAUUGCAACGAAUGGCUGUCUUCUACGACAAUAUCAUGAAACAAGCGCGACCUGAGCCCGAGUACUUCCGAGUGGCAUAUUAUGGCCGCGGAUUCCCCGCAUUCCUCCAGAACAAGACGUUCGUCUAUCGCGGCAAAGAAUACGAGAGAUUGAGUGAGUUUAGUGGACGCCUAUUGAAUCAGUUCCCAAACGCGCAACUCAUGAACAAAUUGGAUCCGCCGGGCGAUGACAUCACAGACUCGAACACUCAGUAUUUGCAGAUCAAUAAAGUGGACCCAAUUAUGCAGGAAAGGGACAAAUUUCGCGGCAAAUCAGUUCACGAACAGAUCGUUCGCUAUUAUCGCGUAAAUGAAGUCCAAAAAUUUACUUAUUCUCGACCUCUUCGUAAGGGAGAGAGGAAUUCGGACAAUGAGUUCGCAGACAUGUGGAUAGAGAGGACAACUUUGUUGACAUCGUAUGCAUUACCGGGUAUUUUGCGCCGAUUUCCCGUCACUCAGACCAAUACGUUUGAAUUGAAUCCGUUGGAGAACGCCAUCGAAACCAUGGAAAACAGCAAUAAGAAGGUUAAGAAUCUGAUUAUUCAAUAUCGCUCUGAUUCUGCGCUACCCAUCAAUCCCUUGAGUCUGGCCCUCAACGGUAUAGUCGACGCCGCCGUUAUGGGAGGGAUAGUUAACUACGAAAAGGCGUUUUUCAAUGACGACUAUUUAGCGAAACACCCGUUCCGUAAGGAUCAGGACGGCAUCACUCGACUUAAAAACUUGAUUGCAUUGCAAAUACCGCUUCUGGAGGUUGGAAUAGGUCUCCACAAACAGCGAGCGCCUCCCAGUCUGAUACCAUUUCACGAGCACAUGGAGGAGGCGUUCGCCAAACUUAAGAACAAUGUCGAGGAAAGGUAUGGCAAACGAUCACUUCCUGAAGACUUAGUCGAAAGAUUUAAUGUGAAGAUAAGACGCGGAAUAAGUGAUAAAAACAGACAAAACCCGAACUCUCACUCAUCUGCGCCCACAAAAGUAUUUGAUAGGAAUUCUUCCGGAAGUCUUUCCAACGAUUCUAUGUCCUUAAGUCCAUCGAAGAGCGGCCGUUCGAUCUCUGUUUGGGUUAAACCGAAUUCCAUGAACAACAACAGUGUGUCCACGACUAACCUCUUCAGCUCCAGUACUCUCUCCAAACUGAAGAAGCAAUCGUCCAAAGAUGGGGUGCAUAUGAGGCGCUCCAACAAUGAGAACAGCUCUCAGGCCACUCAGUGGUACGCACCCGACCUCUUCAACAAAGGGGACACAAACCAAACGUCACAACCGGUUAUUGAAUUGUCGGAACCCUUAUCAUCGCACAGACCGUUGCGCUCGGAAUAUGACCGAAGACUGAGUCGACCAGACAGUGGACAAUACAGAACACACAGCACUCACUCUCCCACUCGUAGCCUAAGCCACGGCGCCUCCUCUACCAGUCUCUCCAUAUCUCCGCAUUCAAACUCAUACACCGAAACCAUUGACGACAAACCGCCUCCGCUUCCCUUAAAGCAGUCGUUUGCCGAUUACACAAAUCUGUCAGAAAACGGAACUAAUGGUAACGAUUUGACACUUGUUUCGACCAAAAGAAAUUCCGGGAGUAUGAGCUCCACUCCCAUGUUCAAGCAUAAACCGCCGCCCCCACUCCCCGACAACUCCAGUUCUCCACUCUCACCACCAGAGCUUCCAAAGAAACCCCAACGACCCGCACCAUCUCCAGUGCCAUCCAAUCAAAGCGACCAAAUCAUCGAUAAUUAACUAAAGAGUAUUUAAGAAAUUUAUUUUUCAAACUAUACGAUCACUUGAAGUGAGUUUUGAAUUUGAAUUUAU